This is a messenger RNA of Physella acuta, 4128 nucleotides long. Its product is annotated as centrosomal protein 43. Gene Ontology annotation, cellular component: centrosome. Gene Ontology annotation, molecular function: calcium ion binding; protein binding. NCBI's taxonomy places the organism in Eukaryota, Metazoa, Mollusca, Gastropoda, Physidae. The record is from RefSeq and is a predicted model, not a curated record. Gene Ontology annotation, biological process: microtubule anchoring.
AAAAAUAAUUGUGUGAAUAGAUAUAUUGUUUAUUAAAACCAUGUCUGCAGAUGAAGAUACCGAGCUUAGGGAUUUAGUAGCCCAAACUCUAGAAACAAAUGGGACACUUGGCAAAUUGAGGGCACAAUUGAGGGCAAGUGUUUUUUUAGCUCUAGAAGAUCAAGAAAAUGGUCAGAGCAAAGCUCCCUUUCUUAACAAGAACUUAAGAAACUUCCUGUCAACAAAAGAAGGAAUGUUGGUCACAAGUCUGGUGCAGGAGUUUUUGGAAUUCUUCAAUCUAGAGUUUACAUUAGCUGUAUUUAAACCAGAAACAGGGCUUGUAGAAUCAGAAAAGAGAAGUGAGUUAUUGAAAGCACUGGGCAUACAGCCAUCAAACAUCCCACCCAACACACCGCUACUCUCUGCCUUAGUACACAGUCAACAUUCAUCAUCAGGUGCAGGGGAUGCUGUGUACAUCUCAAAGGCAAGAUCACACAGGGACUUGACUGAAAAACAAAUUGAAGAAGCCAGAAAAAAAUUUGAUUAUUAUGAUAAAGAUGGCAGUGGUGCUAUAGAGAAAGGAGAGCUUAGAGAACUGUUUCUGGAUAUGUUUCCCAGUUUUCACCGCAAUAUGCUGGAGCGCUAUGUCAAUGAUGAAUUUGCUGCAGUGGACAGAAACUUUAGUAACUCUCUAUAUUCACUGACACCAAAAGCCAUAGACUUUGAUGAAUUCCUGGGCAUGUACAAACGUUUAUUCUUGCUGUGCCGAACUGUGGUGUCAGAUGAUGUGGCAGGUAUCAUCACACCAUCCCAAAAACCAGAUGUCAAGUUACCAAAGCAAAGUGACAGCAGUGAUCAUGAGAGCAGGAAGUCCCCUCCCCCAGACAACGGCACAUCAAACCCACUGAAUGAUGGGAGUGACAUAGAAGAAGAUUCUUUUUUUGAUGACCACCCACCUGCAGCGGUCAGCUUUAGUACCUUGUCCAGUUUUAUCUCCGAGAGAUCCAGAUCCACAUUUUUAAGUGUUCCAGCUGAGAGUGUGAGCGCCGCCGUCACCAGACAGGCCAACCCCUACCAGCCCCCUCACAGGUCCCAGCAGCAGAGUGAACUAGAGAAGAACCGUGACUUCCACACAGAUACAAAGCUGAAUGGGGAAUCUGAGAAGGGAAAGAAGUCUGGCAGUGGUUUGAGCUCACUGAAUGGCCUCCCUUCACUCGGAGCAGGGCGAGCUUCAUUAGCAGGAGCUCCACCCUUAACUAGACCCAAGUCUCCUGAAAAUGAUUCACGGAUGAAUGAUUCAGAUCUAGACAAAAACCUGAGAGAAGUUGACAAAAGGAUUGUAGAACUGGGACUUGAUUCUCAAAAUGAUGAAUUUGAAUAUGAAGACGAUUUUAGCGACAUGAGCCAAAAAAGCCCAAGAAAUGUCAGAAUAGACAACAAGCCAGAGAAUGGCAGUGUAGCAGAGGAGAUUGAUGAUGAGGAAAUAGCAGAGGAUAUUUCUGUAGAAGCUGAUGACUUAAUGCGCAGUGAGAAAAGUGGUUUUGAUGACCUGACAACAGAUCGCAGCAUCUCUCAAAUAGACGGAGGCUUUGAUUACAUGGAAGAUCCAAUAUUGCCUUAACCCCAGCCAUUGUUUACUGCCCUAUCACCCUCAUCUGAAGACGUACUCUCAGCUAGAUUUAUCAGCAAUAAGAAAUCAACUAAGUUGGUUGAAAGCUGUUUAUUUGUCUGCACAUUACAGCUUUGCCUGUUAUGAUAAACCUCUAACAAUUAUAAGAAGUUAGUUUUAAUUACCACUAAGAUCAAAAUGAACGAUAAUAGCUUCUGUAUAGUUUGUACAAAUGCUUGCGAUCUUCUAGUAAAUUUUAAGCUUGAAUUACCCAUUGAAAUUUUAACCCUGUUUGUUUGAUUUUAAAUCCAGAGUAGUAUUAACAUUCAGUAAUUGAUUUAGUAUUAAAUGUUAGAUAUAUUAGCAGCUAUUUGGAUGGGAAUGUAGCAAAGUAUGUUUAGCCAGUAAUGAGCAGUAAAUAAGUAAUUAGGUUUUAAAAAUCAGUUUAAACAGUCAUUUAGUACAAAUACUGUUUCAAUAUUUAUCCACUUGUCUCAUAACUUUUAAAAAAACUUAACCUUUAACCUUUAAUUUAUUUCAUAUAAUAACUAUGCUAUUUAAUACUUUUUAAAUAGAUCAGUUAGAAUUUCUAUUUUAUAUUUCAUAUAUUUUUAUUCUUUACAUAAUCACAUUUUAAAAAGAGCAAGUUUAAUGUGUUUCAUCAACACCCAAGACUUAACAAAAUGACACCAUUAUGAAUUAAAUGACGCAAUAUAAAAAGCAAACUCCUUAACUUGUUAUGAUUUGCCAAGGGAAGGUUAGACUUUUUAAAAUCUGAAUUCAGUUAACUUUAUUCAAGUUAAAGUAUGUUUAUGCAGUUACAGCUAAAUAGUAAAAUAGACUUGUCUCAAGUGUUUUCAGUUAUUUUCAUCCCAUUAACUUAUGUUAAAAUAUUUUUUUAAUAGCUAUUACUAUUAUGAAAUAUUUUUUUUUACUGUACUUAUUUUUUUAUUUUUCUAAUUUAAAAUAUUUAUGUAUGUAAAAAGUAUUAUCAAUAAUUUUUUUUUUGCUUAACUGCAGCCAAACAAAAGUGCACGCUCAGUGUAGGAAAAAAUUACUUGUUAGGCAUCGAUUAAGUUUAUAUAAUAUUUCAUUUACUUGUUAUAUUUGUAAUACUGUCUUAUUCCUUUUUCUUUCUAUUGUUAAUCAAUAUUACCAUAUUUAAUUUAGCAUUCCUUCAAAUCAACUUAAAACUUUAAAAACUAAUUUACUAAAUAUUUAGGAUCUGUAGCAACCAGUUCAUCACAAAACAUUUAGGAUAUGUAGCAACCAGUUCAUCACAAAACAUUUAGGAUCUGUAGCAACCAGUUCAUCACAAAACAUUUAGGAUCUGUAGCAACCAGUUCAUCACAAAACAUUUAGGAUCUGUAGCAACCAGUUCAUCACAAAACAUUUAGGAUCUGUAGCAACCAGUUCAUCACAAAACAUUUAGGAUCUGUAGCAACCAGUUCAUCACAAAACAUUUAGGAUCUGUAGCAACCAGUUCAUCACAAAACAUUUAGGAUCUGUAGCAACCAGUUCAUCACAAAACAUUUAGGAUCUGUAGCAACCAGUUCAUCACAAAACCUUUAGGAUCUGUUAUAACCAAUUGAUCUAACUAGAUCUGUAGCCAAUUAGUUUGAUUUUAACUAAUUUAUAUCAAAGAGUUUAAUGUUUUUUAAAUGUGAAUGUUGACAAAUAGGGCUUGAUUUUCUUAUAUCCUUAAAGUCGAGAAACAUUUUGCACAAAUUUUCUUGUGCAACUUUUUUUCUUUAAUCUUUCCAACAAUUUAAAAAAAGUACAUUUGCUCAUGUUGAUUCAUUAGGUUACAAACUCAGCAUAGCUGAUCAACUUUUGAAGACCAUCUCCAUAUAAAACAAUUCACCAACACUUUGCAUAUUGCAAUUGUAAGCAUUGACAAGGUAUCUUCAACAUCACUAUGAAUAUUUUUAUUUAUUUAAAAUGUCUGUACAUUUUCCUGUGUAAAAUACAGUGCGUUUUUUUUUUGUGUUAAAAAUUACCAUAAACAGAUUUAAUGAUAAUGCUAUUAGUACUAACAUUUAUGUAGGGUAAGCAAGUCUAAAAACUUUUGUACUGGUAGAAAUUGUUAAUACCAAUGGUUGUUAUUGAAAACAUUCCAUAACUUUGUCCAUUGAAACAGUAAAAAUGUUCAAAUUUACAGAAAGUAGAUAGUUUGUUUAUAAACUACUAGCAAUUUCUUUCUUUUAGCAAGUUUUUGUUAUGACUUGUUAUUUUCUUAUCCUAGUGAACAAGAAAAAUAGUUUUUUUAUUGCUGUUUUGAAAACCGUAGUAGUAUUCUAUGCCGUCCAAAAAAAUCUUAUUGUAAAUAACUGCAUGAUAUAUAAAACAAGCAAAAGUCAAAAAUUUUAGACAGGGUACAUUGAUUUGCUCAAUGCUGAAUAUUUAUCUUGCAUGAAUGAAUGAAAGACUAAACAAGAGAAAAUCUUUGUUUCUACUUAACUGACUUUACUUGGUCCUUUGAAAUAACUCAUUUUAUAACUUGUAUGUAUAUAAUAAACCAAACCUAAUUAAAAAGUAUU